UGACGCAUACAAGCCCUCCUCAUCACCAUCAUCAUGGCAACAGAAGCAGAGGCGUCGACCUCAAAGCAGGCCAUGGCCGCCUCCGACUCGGGGGAUGGAAAAGAGAUGCAACUCACCCUGCCCUCUGCCACUCCCACCUCGGAGUUGCCCACCUUUGCCUCGAUGUCCCACCUCCUCUCGCCUCCCAUCCUCGUCGCCCUCUCCUCUCUGCGCUUCUCCCACCCAACGCCAGUGCAAGCUCAGGUGCUGCCCCUCGCGCUAUCGGGACACGACAUUGUCGCUCGCGCCCGCACUGGCUCAGGAAAGACGCUCGCCUAUGCCCUGCCCGUGGUGCAAAAGAUCAUCAAGGCGAAAGAGGCAGAGGGAAAGGCGAGCGGGCAAUACCAGCGAACUCGAGCUCUCAUACUCGUACCGACCCGCGAGCUCGCUGAACAGGUCACCUCGCACGUAGGCCGUAUCUGCGCCGGCUCAGGCGGACAGCACGAUGUGCGCGUAGCCAACAUUGCGCGAGACGCCUCAGCCUCGGUACACGCUCUCGCCCUCGCCGAUCGACCAGAUGUCGUCGUCGCCACUCCCUCUUCAGCACUCAAGGCUCUGCAACAGACCAAGUCGCUCAAUCUUGAAGCUCUUCACUCCCUCGUACUGGACGAGGCAGACCUUCUCCUCUCCUACGGACACGACGCAGCUGUACGAUCCCUCUUCGCCCUCAAUGUCCUGCCGCAAAGCUAUCAGAGCUACCUCAUGUCCGCGACGAUGAGUCAGGACGUAGAGGAGCUGCGGGAUCUCCUCGCCAAGGGAGGCAGUCGCAAGGCACAAGUGCUCAACCUGCAAGACCCUACGCACCAUGCCCACCUUCGCCAAUACUACGUACACCUCUCCGAGGAGUCCAAGUUCCUCCUCGUCUACGUGCUGCUGCGCCUCAAGCUUGUGCGCGGCAAGGUCUUGAUCUUCGUCAACGACGUCGAUCGAGGCUACAAGGUCAAGCUCUUCCUCGAGGCCUUCGGCGUCAAGUCGUGUGUCCUCAAUGCCGAGAUGCCUGCCAACUCGAGGUAUCACGUUGUGCAGGAGUUCAACAAGGGGGUGUACGAUGUCGUCAUUGCUACGGAUGAGGCGAGCAGUGGGUUGGGCACCAAGGAUGAAGAUUUGAUGGAGCCGGCUGAGAAGGAGGUGGAAGAGGAGGCGCAGGAAGGAGAGGGCGAGGAGGAGGCAGAGACCGAGAAGGACGACGAUGAAGACGAGGGGGAAACGCCCACCUCUGCUGCCGCAGGGAAGCGCAAGCGCAAAGAGGCAGAAGACGCCAAGGCAGAAUCAUCUUCAAAGAAGACAAGCAAGGGCAAGGACGCCUCUUCGUCGACCAAGAAGUCCAAGCUCACCACCGAGUACGGCGUCUCCCGCGGAAUCGACUUCAUCUCCGUCUCCUGCGUAAUCAACUUCGACCUCCCCACCUCCCUCUCCUCCUACAUCCAUCGCAUAGGUCGUACAGCUCGCGGCCAUUCUACCGGAAUCGCUCUGAGCUUCGUGGUCCCCUCGCACCUGGCAGGUAAACGCGUGCAAGGAGCGGGCAGCGCGGCAGAGACUGCCGUCUCCUCGUUGGACAAGGCGGCUCCGGGUGGUUUGACGGCCAUUAAAGGAUUGGCAUCGCCCACCUCCCAGCUGGACGCAAAGACGUGGCGCAAGAUCUCCCGCCACAUGAGUCGCUCCCGCGCUGAUGUGCGUCCAUGGCUCGUUCACUGGCCUACGGUCGAAGGGUUCCGCUAUCGUGUUGAGGACGCUUUGCGUGCGACGACUACGCGGGUCAAGGUCAAGGAGGCGAGAAAGGCAGAGGUGGCGAGGGAGAUGCUGAGGAGUGAGCGACUUCAGGGUUGGUGGGAGGAUAAUCCGCGCGAUGCAUUGUUCCUCCGACAUGACGUGGCGGCGCAGAAGGGUGGUAGUGGUGGGGUAGCAAACGGGCCUGGCAGGCAUCUGAAGCACGUUCCGGCAUAUCUGCUGCCUGCUGGAGGAAGGAGCGCACUUCAAGAGCGCGGUGAGGAGUUGAGGGCGCCGAGGUUGAGCGAGGUGGAUGGCGAGGAUGGCGGAGGAAAGCGAUCUAGCGUUUCGUACGAUGAGCAUGGGAGGAGUUUGGGGUACGUGGGGAUGAGGAAGGGUGCGGGCCAGCGGGGUGGUGCUAGUGGGCGGGGUGGGCGAGGCAGAGGAAGGGGCAGAGGUGGUAAUGCAGGCGGUGGCGGGGGGAGGAAGAAGGACCCGCUGCGCGUGGGGGGUGGCUCGAAGAAGAGGUGAAGCAGCGCACCCAGCCUAUCCUCUCGCGUACUGCGCAACCUUAUGUCACCAAUUGCAUCUCUCUCACGCCUCAUCCCCCUCCAACCACCGCAUUCAACCACUUGAUCAGCUCCUCCGCCUCGUGUCGCCAUCGCUCUCCACUCCUCUUCUCCUCCUCAUCCCCAGCCGAGUCCAUCGUCUCAUUCGAAGCAGGCGGGGCUGCCACGACCCUCUUGAGGUACUCAUGCGCCAGCGCCGUGUUCUCGAGGCG
Molecule: messenger RNA, 2527 nt
Organism: Jaminaea rosea
Lineage: Eukaryota; Fungi; Basidiomycota; Exobasidiomycetes; Microstromatales
Product: DEAD-domain-containing protein
Exons: 1
Coding region: 34-2277 (747 amino acids)
Cellular component (GO): nucleolus
Molecular function (GO): ATP binding; nucleic acid binding
Source: RefSeq, a predicted model, not a curated record